Messenger RNA from Coregonus sp. 'balchen', 3360 nucleotides. NCBI's taxonomy places the organism in Eukaryota, Metazoa, Chordata, Actinopteri, Salmoniformes, Salmonidae. The record is from the annotation of a GenBank genome assembly.
UGUGGAGAUGCCCUGCUCAAAUGCGUUUCUGUAAAAAGGAAUAUGGUCACCUUGUAUACAGUAUUAGCUAUAGUUUUGCUAUUCUAUCGAGUUACUCCUGGAUCAACAUCUUGUUUACCCGGCUGUUCUUGCACAAAUGACAACUUGGGAAGGUAAAUUGUUUGUUGUCAAUUAUUUUGUAGGCUAACUAGUUUUGUACCGAGUUUCUUUACCUUGUCAGAAGGUUAUGCAGUUGACCUAUUUAGCCUAUUGCUAAACUCAAUGGUGGUUUUUUCAUAACUGGUUUUAACAAUGGACAAUGUGGAGAGAUAAUUUACUAUAAUAUAAUAUAAAUAACCUAUGUUGUUUUAUUUUAACAUGAAAUUAUAACGAUACCCGUACUUACAUAACCCAAAAUGUUUUUGUUUUAUUUUAGAUCCUUACUUUGUAUGGAAACCGCCAUGGGACGAAUCCCAGACAACGUUCCAAAUGAUUUCAGUAAAAUUCGAAUAGAGAAUUCCCACCUGACCGAAUUACCUCGCCGCUCCUUCGCUAACGUGAACGCCUUGGCGUCUCUGUGGUUGAAUUUCAACGACAUCACCCUGAUGAACAUCAAGAGUCUGGAGGGGCUGACGAAUCUAACAGAACUGCGGCUACAGGGAAACAAGCUGCGUUCAGUCCCAUGGACGGCGUUCCAGGAUACGCCGAACCUGAAGAUUUUGGACCUGAAACAUAACCGACUAGACGUGCUGCCGGAAUCCGCCCUGAGACAACUACCAGGCCUGACCUAUUUAGAUUUAUCCUUCAAUCAGCUUACUGUCAUAUCCAGGGAUGUCUUCCUCAACUGGCCUCUCCUCAACACGCAGGAGAGAAACGGAGGUAAAGAGGCCAGCAGUGGAGAGGCCAACGUCGUUUUAGCGCUGCACGACAACCCUUGGCUGUGUGACUGCCGCCUCAAAGGUUUCGUCGAGUUUAUCAAAACCGUUAGUCCACCUCUAAUUCUGAUGAACUCGUACCUGACGUGCACCGGCCCCAGUUCCAGGGCGGGGAAGUUCUUCCUCGAGGUCGGUUUGAAAACAUGUAUGAAACCCGAGGCCUCAGCCUCAGAAACCAACAUGACGGUGUCGCUGGGGGACAAUGUAACCCUCCAGUGCUUAGUCAAAGCCAGGCCUGACCCCGCCAUCCACUGGUCAUACAGCCUAAAGAUUAUAAGGGGAUUUACUGGUAAGGUUUUAUUUAAUUGCAACUUCUAGGCUAUCAUCCAUUAGAUUGCUGUGACUUUAUUUACCAGUGACUGAUAUCAUAGGUCAGUCACUCAUAGUUUAUUGUAAGCUACACCACUUUGAUGACAGGAUUUAAGACAAGUAGGCUAAAGCAUGUGUAUUUCAUAUAUAUGAAUCUGGUUUAUAGAUUGAAACAGUGUUUGGUAGGCUAUUGGUGUUUAUAGAUUGAAACAGUGUUUGGUAGGCUAUUGGUGUUUAUAGAUUGAAACAGUGUUUGGUAGGCUAUUGGUGUUUAUAGAUUGAAACAGUGUUUGGUAGGCUAUUGGUGUUUAUAGAUUGAAACCGUGUUUGGUAGGCUAUUGGUGUUUAUAGAUUGAAACAGUGUUUGGUAGGCUAUUGGUGUUUAUAGAUUGAAACAGUGUUUGGUAGGCUAUUGGUGUUUAUAGAUUGAAACAGUGUUUGGUAGGCUAUUGGUGUUUAUAGAUUGAAACAGUGUUUGGUAGGCUAUUGGUGUUUAUAGAUUGAAACAGUGUUUGGUAGGCUAUUGGUGUUUAUAGAUUGAAACAGUGUUUGGUAGGCUAUUGAUGUUUAUAGAUUGAAAGUGUUUGGUAGGCUAUUGGUGUUUAUAGAUUGCUUUAAACAAUGUAUGACACAGCCUUUCUUGUAGGAAAACUUAACAAUAAUGCCUAAUGCAACAUAUUACAAAUACAGUACUGAAUAUUAUACAUUUACAAUAUGCAAAUUUUUAUUCACCCUUGUCGAUUAAGUUGUAUCAUAAUUCUCCUUUCUCUUCAGUCUCAGAGACCCGUGUGGAUGAUGAGACCAUCAGAUCUCAGCUGGUCAUCCCAUCCCUCCACAUGGCGGACCGAGGUGUCUACACCUGCUACGCCAACAACUUCAUCGGCAACUCCUCCGCCAGUUUCCUGGUCAACAUCAAGUCUUUCAACGCCUCGUCCUCCGGCGGUUCAGCCAUGUCUCCUCCCCCGUUCCCCCUGGCCUCAGCCGACGAGAACGUAUACAUUGACAUCCGCAUCUCCAAGCAGACGGUCUACGGCAUCACUCUGGAGUGGUACGCUGCGACAGACAACCCGUCAGAAACCUGGUUCACCAUCCACUUGGGGAAAUACCACUCGGACAAAAGGGAGUUGACAUACAUCGGGCCGGGCAUCAACACCUAUUCGGUCAACGACCUCAUACCGGUUACUAAAUACGAAGUGUGUGUGACGCUGAAGAACCAGAUGCCCCGCGCCGGCCAGUGCAUCGUGUUCGUAACAGGAAGUGACAUCAGCCAGCUGGAACAACGAGCGAAGCUCAUCCAUAUUAUGGUGAUCGUGUGCGCCAUGGGGCUGGCGGUGCCCGUGGGCAUGUACGCCUGCACCACCGACACCAGAUGUACGUUCAGCUGCCUGGACCGCUGUACGGAGCAGUGUAAGAGGAGGAGGCGGCAGGAGAAGACCCUGAGGACGAAUGGGGAGAGACAGGGGACCUUCGACAGCCUCCAGGCCGCCAGCGAUGAAGGACUCUGUGGCGACUCUGAUGAGGUGAUGAAGAAGAGGACUAAGUCCUCAGAGGAAAGAAACAACCACAGGGGAAAAGCACAAGAUCUACCAGAGACAACCACUGGAGCAAAGCUAUAUUAGAUGUAGGUUUAACGAUUAAAACGUGUACAAGACGUCUAGAGGAACAGUUAUCUGUAAUAAUGGGGGGCAGUCUUAUGUGAAGUGAAGCUUCAGGAAAUGCAUCUGUAAAGCUUAAAGUUGUCAUGCUAAGAGUGAAAUGCCUUCCUUCUAUGUCGGUAGCAAGGUUUAUUUGUUAAAUGAGUUUAUAUACUGUAUCUAUUUAGCUUGAUUGUUCUCUGUUUUAAAAGAAAAAAAUGGAAUACAAACUUAUCUGGCCCCAAAAAAAAACCAUAAUGUUAAUUCUGUACAUGCAAUAUAGUUGCAAAUAUUUUCUUGUCUUCAGAAUGUAAUGAACUGCAUUUCCUCACGGUUCGUUGAAACUCAUUCAUUAGGAGAGGUUCAGUUAAAUCUACAGUAAUACACACUGUAUAUAGCCUUUGCACUACUACCUACGUAAUGAAUGAGGCUUCUUUGCUACUCUUUUCCUGUUUUUGACUCACUUUUUUAUAAGGGGUGGGAUGGUGAGGAUUAGAGUUGGG